Hymenoscyphus albidus is the source of this 5501-nucleotide messenger RNA. The record is from the annotation of a GenBank genome assembly. NCBI's taxonomy places the organism in Eukaryota, Fungi, Ascomycota, Leotiomycetes, Helotiales, Helotiaceae.
UUCUUCUCUACACAUCACACUACACCACCUCACCGCAUCUUUUCUUCGCAGUUUUCUCCUUUUGCUGGCAUCCGCAUUUGCACUCAGGCGUCGUUUGACGUUGGAGCUUUGGUUCGCUCAACCUCGCUCCUUUUCCUUUCCUUUUAUUCUUGAUCGGACGACGCGCCAUUCCUCGCGUCCGCAUCUGAAUCAACAACUCACCCACCCCAGGGACUCCUUCCAUGCCAUCACCUUUUCAAGCGAUUAUCGAUCUCCCUAUACAAUUCACCUCUAAUAAUAGCCACGACGAUUAUCGACUAAUUCGUCCCGGACGAGACUUGGGACCUGGUGCUGCUUGUUGGGUCAAGAACUAUGGCAUCGCCAUCCCCUCCUGUAAGCUUAGAGUUGCCGAGAAUCCACAAUGUUUAUUUUCGCAGAAAACACUUUGAAUAUGAAAAUGGCUGACUUCCCCAGGUACAACCCCUGCGCAUUCAGAAAGGUCAUUCGUUGUCGCCCAAAAAGCUGCCACGACCACUGUCCGAGAUUGCGCCCUCAGAGAAGAGAAGAAACUCGCCAAGUUUCCCAGUAAGUACAAUUUCUGUGACUUUACUACGUCGGAAUUGAUGGCCUUUGUCGUCAAUCGGGAAGCUGAAUACUAAUGUGGCAACGCCUCAAACAGAAGUCGCACCUCAAUAUGGACUCGUCUCCAUUCCAGUCCUCCCCCUUCAGCCCCUCGGCCGAGGGCAACUCAUCACCUCGACUGUUUUGGCAAGGCCGCGACCCUGCGUCUCCUUUCAAAAUCAAAUCGGAAAAUGACCUAUAUGCUGGGCGAGAGUCAUCCCCUUCUCCCACCCGACGAUCUUCGAUCGAGCGACUGCAGCGUGCGUCGCGUGUGAAGAACAGCAACAUGUUUGCGCGCGAGCAAAAACAAGAGUACGAUCCAACCUCAGUACCCCACAUUGAACGCCCGUUGGCCAAACAGCUUCAAGGCAAUGCAUACGGUGGCUCUGGAUUGGGAGGUUUUCGAUCCGCUGGAGGAAACGUUGGUCACAAACGCAGCGAAAGCGCAUCGAGCGUCCCUCUUUACAGCCCUCAUCAUAUUCCAAACACCCCUACUAGAUCACCUCUGAAAACUGGUGCCAACCCUCUUCGAUCACCCAGCAAGGACCAAAUUUCACCAACCAAAUCAUCUUUUGCCUCGGGAAAAUUCAAUGGAAAAUCUAGCUUUGAUUCUGAGAAUGGCAUAUGGUCGGCUGCAGAUUCGGAAGAAGAUAAGAACCUUCCUGAAGGAAGAAUUCUUCAUCGACAUGCAAAGAGCGUCACAUUCGAUGCAGCGCCUCCUCAGGUGAAUGAAUAUGAAAUGGCAACACCAGAUAUAUCUUCGAUUGGCUCAGAUUCGCGCGAACAAUCUUAUGAUUCAGCGGAGGAUGAAGACGACGAGCUCUAUGAUGUUCACGGGGAUUCUCUGGGACCAGAUGAUAGUUUUGACGAUUCUCUGGAGGAUACUGAUAAGACUCCCGUGGUUGGCCCGGAGGAUUGGAGACAUGCAAGUCCAGACACACAUGAUGAUGGCGUCACAUUUAACAAUCCUUUUGGAGGGCAUGAUGGUAGUCCUAUGCCAGAUGCUCGACCUUCAUCUUCGGCUGGACAGCCAGCGCUUCGGAACGAUUCUCUCAAUUCCAAUGGUGAGCAUAGACCAUUGCCACCCCUACCAGGAAUGGGCCAACACGCAAGAAGCGGUUCUACUUCAUCUGCCGGACUUUCGGCUGCUGCUGAGCGUGCAGCACAGAGACAUCUCCCUUUCACUCCACCAGCUUCAUCGAUCACCAAAUCAGACAUUCAGGGAAUGAGUGGGGGCAAAAUGUCUAUUGAGCAACGGCUCCAACUGAUGAUGAUUCAAGAUGAGGAAAAACCAAAAUCAGCUGCUGAGCAGCAAAGAGAGCGUCGAAUGAGACGUGGCGGACCUCGCGAGCGUAAUAGUCAAACCCCAGACCACGAAUCUUCCAUCCCUAUCCAUGAAGACGAGGAUACCGUUGAUUCGCUUCCGGACCUAGGAUCUUACCAAUUACCACCAAGGAUCUCCCGAGAGUCGAUCAUGCGAAAAGUACAUGGCCAGGACAACUUGCGCGAUUCUGACUAUAACUUGUCUUCUCCCAUGCCCUCAAGCCCAGAGAGUCAGUUACCUCUUGAUCCUGAUACUCCGUUGCCUUCCACAGAAGACGAUGCUUCAAUGCUCGAUGAUGAAGACAGCAUAGUCAUCAAACCAGAACCAGAAGAGGACGAAGAGAUGGAUGUUUACUCCGUCCCUGAAAUGUAUCAACCACCAGAAUCUUCCUUGGACGAUUAUAAUGAUGAGGAUGAGGUUCCAGCAGAAGAUGAUUCCGAAAGCCACUACUCGGAUCCUCCAGCGCUCAAUGACAACCAACAAGUAAACUCCAACAGUGGCCCUGAUGAUGAUGGUCCUCCAACUCCACGAGCACACAGCCCACUAUCACUGCCACCACCCCAGCAAGAUCCCGUUAAGCAAAAUAGAAAUGGCUCCUUGCCGGAAUUUGAAGGCUUUAUGGACAAAAACGACUUUGGUCUCAGUCUUUCCUCAUACAUGCAUACACCACCGCUCCCACCUCCAAAAGACGAGUUCCAGAUUCAACCUAUGUCUGAGCCCACGGAUGAGAGUGCAUCAGCAGCUCCAAGCAUGUCCAAAGCUCACGAGUAUCUUCAACGUCCAGAGACUCCACAAGAACGAAAGAUGCCCUCGUCGAAGCCCGAGUACGAUGGUACAGGUUGGGGAUCCGAGGAGGAAGAUGAAUAUGAUGAGGAGCCCGGUACUCCAGAUUCUGUCAUCAGACAUCCUAUGGUUCACGAUCCUCCCCCUCCAAGCGAGUCACCUAGUAUUCCAGAGCAGGUCGCAACCAUCAAAUCUUCUGGAUCUAAGCUGAAGACUAGGCCAUCCGCGACUCCCUCCGAUCUUAUGGCCAUGCGAGAGAUGAGACGACAUGUCAGUUCCGAGGUGCCUAAUAUUCCGGCCAUACCUGAAAGACACCGCGCUCGACCAUCACUUGGUGCAGAGGAUGACGACUUCUCUCAAUCAACCGGAAGCAUGGGGAGACAUCCAAGUUUCAACAAGAGGUCUUUGACUCUGGAUCUUGGUGGUGAUACAGGACUGAGUCUGGAUAAAGACUUUGACCGUGUGAUCGAAGCCCAAAAGGUUGCUUAUGACCUUUCCUCCCCAUCGUCUCCUUGCUUUUUGGAAUCUACUGGACAAGCGUCUACUUCAAGCAACUUGGAAUUCUCGAAAUAUUAUGCUAACAUUAAUACUCGUAAACAGCGCGGUUACCUCAUGAGGCAAAACACCAAACUUGUAGUUGCAAGCAGCGAUGACAAGGGAGAUGAACGAAGCGGUACUCGAUCGGCCGGUAACUCGCCCGUGAAAGCAAAUCGACCGCAAUCCUGGACGGUAGAGCCAUGGAAUGGGCAACAGCGUAAGGGUAGUGGUAAGGAUAGGCCAUCGUCUCGCAGAAGACCAUCAUCUGCUGUCCCACCUUUGCCUGGCCAGGAGAGUAAUGCUACAGGUUUGGGUAUACUGAACGAGGAAGAGCAACUUCUCAGCGCUGCAGGUGAAGAGCCAGGUGAGAGAGGUAGGCUGUUUGUCAAGGUCAUUGGUGUAAAAGAUCUCGAUCUCCCUCUUCCUAAAAGUAUGUAUCAUUAUUACAGCCAAAUCUACUGCUCUUACUAACCGUUUUUAGAUGAACAAACCUGGUUCAGUUUGACCCUUGAUAAUGGUGUCCACUGCGUUACCACAGCAUGGCUGGAACUUGGCAAGAACGCACCAAUCGGGCAGGAAUUUGAGCUUGUCGUGCCAAAUGAGCUUGAAUUUCAAUUAACCCUCAAUGCGAAAUUGGUCAAGCCCGCGCCAAAGCGCGUGACCGAGUCCCCUACCAAGAGUAGCAAAGCACACAAGUCUGGCAAGCCAUCAACAUUCAGCCGAGUAUUUGCCUCACCAAAGAAACGCAAAGAACUCGAAAUGAGGCAAAAAGAAGAAGAGCAGCGCAUCGCAGAUCAGAAACAACGUGAAGCACAAGCUAAACGAGCCACUACACAACCAACUGCAUGGGACCUUCUUUCUCCUCUUGCUGCGGAGGAUGGAAGCUUUGGGCGUUCAUAUGUAUGUCUUAAGGACCAUGAGACUCGCUGUUAUGGCCGGCCUUAUGUUGUCGAUGUAGCCUGCUUCAACGAGUGGGCAACUGAGGAGGCCCCUUUCUCAUCUAGCGUCAAGAGCCAACGCGCAAGUACAAUCAUCCGCAAGCGCGCGCCUUACAAGGUCGGGAAACUCGAGCUGCAACUCCUCUUUGUCCCAAAACCUAAAGGCGCAACGGAUGAUGAUAUGCCAAAAAGCAUGAAUUCGUGCAUUCGUGAGAUGAAGGAAGCCGAGACAUCGCUCGCGAGAAAUUGGGAAGGACCUCUAAGUCAACAGGGUGGAGAUUGUCCGGUAUGUUGACCCUCUGAGCAAUUUAACUUUCCAUUACUAACAUAUCAUUAGUACUGGCGUCGUCGCUACUUCAAGCUUGUAGGAAGCAAACUCACCGCAUACCAUGAGUCAACGCGCCAACCUCGUGCCACGAUCAAUCUCGCCAACGCUCAUAAAUUGAUUGAUGAUCGUCGAGCUCUGACACAAAAGGAGACAAGUGGUAAAGGUGGGAAGCGACGCAAGUCCGGAUUUGCUGAGGAGGAAGAAGGCUACAUGUUUGUUGAAGAGGGUUUCCGAAUUCGCUUCAACAAUGGCGAAAUGAUUGACUUUUAUGCCGACACUGCUGCUGAUAAAGAAGGCUGGAUGAAGGUCCUCGACGCAUGCAUUGGCAAAGAAGGUGAAGGUGCUAAAAGAGGUUGGUGUGAUCUCGUCUUUAAGCGCGAAGAGACUCUCAAAAGAAGAGCGGAGCAUGGCACAACUCGAAAAGAUGCACGUCAUGCCCGUACGAAGAGCAUGAUUAUUUAGCAAUAUUAAUGAGGUCUCGCAUCCAAUGAAGAAAUGUCGGCAUCCUUUUACGAUCAUACGACGAGCAGCAUUCUCACAAAUACCUUCCAUUCUUCGAUCUUCACGGUAAAUCUUGUUUUAAUCCGACCACAAAUCAUACGGUUCUUUGGCUUUCGCAGUCUUACUUGUCUUUCCAGCCCGGGCGGCGCUAAUAUUACAUACACCUAUUACAUUCUCCUUUUCUCCGUUUUUGCGUCGUGGUUUAGCUGUUGGAUGACAAAGAGGAGCCGAGGUGGAUGACAGUAGCCAUGGGGCACAGAAGAGGCAAAAGUGUUCAUUGGGACAGCAUUGUUUUAUAAGGGUCUGUGGCGUACUUAUUGGCUUUUCUUAUUUUCUUUUUUUCUUUUUUUUCUCUUUAGUUUUGUUUUUUUGUGUUUACGUGUUUAUCUGGGCAGACACCCCUUAUUUCCUAGUCGAGUCAAGUGAUAUUGAGGGAUGGAUGGAUGGAUGGAUAUGAUAUCGGUGUUGUUGGAUUGGGGGGGCGGAAGGC